AGGCAUUUGAGACACGCACUCAACAAGUAAACACAUGAGCGAAACAGUGAUGCGUGCAGGCAGAGGGGUCAGGGAAGGCGGUGCAAAGGAGAGGCAGUGAAGCCGAACCCUGGGCAUGAGAGCCAGCCGGUCGUGGAGGCAACUGAGCGCAGGGCAUGGCCGGCUGAAGGCAUGGCCAGGGCAGAGGCCGUGCCGCGUGUUUGAGGAACAGGAAGCGGUGCAGCUGGCCGGUGCAUGGGGAGCUUAGCAAAGUUCCUGCUCCCAGAGCUUGGAACAGAGACCUGAAGAGGCCGGGUGACACCCCUCCCAGACCCCUGGACGCGCACAGGACCAGACAGGCCUCAGUCUCAGAGCAUGGCACAUCCUGGGAGCCCUGGAUGGAGGGGACCCACAGCCCAGUGCAUGGCAGGGACCAAACCGAAAGUACCAGCACCGGGCCCAGAACUCUCAAGCGUGGGACCUGAAGAGCACUCAGAUGCCCAUAGCAGCCUGAGCUCCAACUCCAGCAUGACCACGCGGGAGCUGCAGGAAUACUGGCGGACGCGCAAGUGCCGCUGGAGGCACGUCAAACUGCUCUUCGAGAUCGCUUCCGCCCGCAUCGAGGAGAGGAGAGUCUCCAAGUUUGUGAUGUACCAGAUCGUUGUCAUCCAGACCGGGAGUUUUGACAGCAACAAAGCCAUCCUGGAACGGCGCUAUUCAGACUUCGAGGCGCUCCAGAAGAAACUCCUAAAGACGUUCCCGGAAGAAAUCGAAGAUGUCGUCUUCCCCAAAAAGCACCUGAUGGGGAACUUCACAGAGGAGAUGAUCUCCGAACGCAAGCUGGCCCUUAAGGAGUACCUGAGCCUCCUCUACGCCAUCCGCUGCGUGCGCCGCUCGCGCGAGUUCAUCGAUUUCCUUACGCGGCCCGAGCUGAAGGAGGCGUUCGGCUGCCUGCGCGCCGGGCAGUACACCAAGGCCCUGGACAUCCUGGUGCACGUGGUGCCGCUGCAGGAGAAGCUCACGGCCCACUGCCCCGUGAUGCUGGUGCCCACCCUGUGCGCCAUGCUGGUGUGCCACCGCGACCUGGAGCGCCCCGCUGAGGCCUUCGCCGUCGGGGAGAGGGCCCUGCAGUGCCUGCAGGCCCGGGAGAGCCACCGCUACUACGCCCCGCUCCUGGACGCCAUGGCCCGCCUGGCCUACACGCUGGGCAAGGACUUUGUGUCCCUGCAGGAGAGACUGGAGGAGAGUCAGCUUCGCAAGCCCGCCCCCCGGGGCUUCACCCUGAAGGAACUCACCGUCCAAGAGUAUCUGUGUUGAGCCGCCCUGGGGGGAAGGGGGAGGGGAUGCGUGGAAGCCGGUGAUCUGGGAUCCCCACUGCGCCUGGGCCGUUUCGAGUUCAUGUUGAGAGGGAAGAGCCACUCUGGGCUCUAGCUUGCGGGUGACUCUGAACAAGCCCCUCUUCCGGGCCUGUUUCCCCAUCUGUGUUGAGCAGAGAUGCUCCCGACGUCCUUGGAAGCCUCUGCUUGUGUGUCCUGUGUCCCCAUGACGCCAGGCCCACCUCAUCUCAAAAGCACAAACCCAGCUGGCCAAACACUGGAGAAUAAUGUCCACUUUACUGGUGUUUCUGCAGGCAGCUGGAAGGGAGGUUUACACUGCACACCGCAAAGCUUAAUCCAUGUGCUCAUGCUUGCAAAUGUUCCCACCCGUUUCUUCUAAGUAUGCUAGCCCUUCCCUCUUAGGUGUAGACCAAUUCAGUAAAACAGAAGGUCGGCUAAAGCGCCUCAAGGCCAGCUUUGUCCCCGGGGUGGGCUAUGUGUACUUUAAGAUUCUGGGAUACAAGGCAUCUUUAGCAAGGGAAGUUGCCAGGGGUUUUCUGGUUUGGAUGCUAUAACUCAUGGCCUGGGGUAGGUUUUCAUUUGUAAGGCCCUUGAAUGGCCUCCCUGGAUUAUGUAGACAUAGCCCUGAAGGGAGGUGGGCCUCUGGGUAGAAGAGAUUGAAGGCUCAGCACCUCCUCAUUGGAAGGAUGAUAGCUUGGGAAGCCCUUAACUAAAGUCUGCUGUCAGGUCCCCGAGUGAAGUGGAUUCUGGACCAAUGACCAGGGGUUCAGCACAGGGCCAGAAGUUGAUGGACAGGAUGGUUUGGGCCCCUGUGCAUAUGAGGCUAGUAUUUCAAAGACCUAAGCCAUGUGGCUGAGCUUAUCCAGGUGAACUAAAGAGGCUGUAACUUGGGAACCUUAGCAGGGGGCACCACGUUGGCCUGAGCCAGGAUGUGGCUCAGCAAAGGGAUCAUGUAGCAAUGGACAGGCAUUCACUGAACUGCACCAGAAUGUGUUCAACAGCGACACCAUGUGGCAACACCUGGAGUGGCCCAACCAGGCUCCUUCCUGGAGGUCACAGACUGACACUUUCAGACCAAAAAAGCCUUCAGUUAUCUCAAUUCAUUCCAGGAGAAGGACAGUCCAAGUGAGAGAGAUUGGAUUUCUUGAAAAGCUGGGCAUGUGGAAAGUUAAAGGUUUAAAUGGAAAAAUAAAAAGAGCUGCAAUUCUUUUGUAAUGAUAAAAGA
Molecule: messenger RNA, 2541 nt
Organism: Sus scrofa (pig)
Lineage: Eukaryota; Metazoa; Chordata; Mammalia; Artiodactyla; Suidae
Source: RefSeq, a predicted model, not a curated record